Molecule: messenger RNA, 2008 nt
Organism: Drosophila rhopaloa
Lineage: Eukaryota; Metazoa; Arthropoda; Insecta; Diptera; Drosophilidae
Product: serine/arginine repetitive matrix protein 2
Exons: 6
Coding region: 389-1696 (435 amino acids)
Source: RefSeq, a predicted model, not a curated record
AGCCACGACAAUCGCAUUCGUGAAAAUCACUCCAUGCCUGAUUUCUUUGUCAGCCAGACGCUAGAAAAAAACUAAAAAUUCGACUGAUAAACAUAUCUCAUCGGAACAAAACCACUAAAAAAACAAUACUCGAAGAAAAACACAUCUAAAGAGCAAUAAAGUUUAUUUAACAACUCUCUGCGCAGAAAAAGUACAUGAAUUACUCACGUCUGUUUUAAGGCCGAGGAAGAAACGAAGCUACGAAUCUACGACGCAAAAGGCGUGAAAAAUUAUCAAACCGGUUUUCGGAGAAGAAACACAUCUACAGGACCGUUAAAGUGUCAAGCGGAAAACAGUGAAAACAGACAGAUUUAAAGGAUAAAUUUAUUGAAAGAAUACCAAAGGAAUUAUGAACACUGGGAUCUCCCUGAACGAACGCUUCACGCAGAUGCAGUCGAAGCAGCAGCCGCAGGGACGCGGUCGCAGCCGCUCCCGGAGCAGGAGCCGCCGCAUCGUGGACAGCGGCGCUGGGAAUCCAGGAGUUUCGGCAGCCAACUCCCGCCUGCUGCAGGAGUUCAAGCGUCGUCACACCGUCCAGACGGCCCUCAAGCUGAAGCGCAGAAGCUUACGGACCACCGGCGUGAGCGGACGUGGAGCCCGCGUUGGCGGCGUCAAGUCGCUGCGCCUGGCGCCCAACGGAAAGCCCAUGCGGUCCAACAACGUGACCAGGGUAGCAACGAUGCGUGCCGAUCUAGUGGCCAGCGCCAGUGUGGGCCGCAAUCGCCGCAGCGGCAGCAGCACCCGCCGCUUUCCCGCUUCCGGCGGAGGCGGCGGUGGCCUUCGUCAGCGACUAGGGCAGCGCCGUUCCUCAGUAGGCGGUGCAGCCGAGCGCGUAGAACGCCGUCAGCGACAGCAGCAGCAGUAUCAGCAGCAUCAGCAGCAAGCCCCACGUGGACGUUCCCGCUCGCGAUCCCGCUCGCGUCUCCCUCAACCGCAGCGUGUGGACAGAGGUCGCUCCCAGAGCCGUGGACGCAGCGUAGGGCGUUCCCAGAGCCGUAAUCGCGAUCGCUCCGCUCAAGGACGAGUCCCGGUGAAACAGCGCCUUUCGGUCAAGCAUCGCCUCGGCGUGCGUCCCGGCCAGGGAAACAACCAGGGCAACCAGGCCAAGAACCCAAGACAGCGCCGUUCAUCAAGCCAACUACGAGGCGUGGCUGGCGGGCGAGUCGAGAAGCGUCGUAACGCAAAGAUUCCUCAAAAGAAGGGAGUCUCCGCCUCGAUUGCCGGACGCCAGGGACGACCACGCGGAAGAUCUGCUCUUAGGAACGCUGCUGCUGGCGGAGGGGCUGCCAAAAACUCUGCUCCGGCGCGUCGCUCACGCUCGCGCAAUCGCGCAGCCGUCGCUGCUGCUGCCGCUGCCACCGCUGCCGCUCCGGGCCGGGCUAAUCCUCGCCAGCGACGUGGACGCAGUGCGGGCGCUGCCAAGGGCAACAACAUCAGCAACAACAACAAAAAUGGUAAAACCAACAAAAACGGAAAGGGCAAGGCGGCAAACGGUGGCAAACAGGCCCCGCAGCAACAGGCUCGAAGGGGACGCAGUCGUAGUCGUAACCCUGCAGGCAAACCACAGCGGUCUGAGGUGAAACGCGAGGAUCUUGACAUGGAAUUGGAUCAGUACAUGUCCACCACUAAGUCUGAGAUGGACUACUUGCUUAAGUAAAAUCAAAUAGAGUGGACCAAAAUUUAAGCCAAUAAGAUGAAUAGAAGGAAGAGGAUAAUUGAAAGCUACCACCGGCUAUAGACAGAAUAUGUUUCUCUCAUCGCACUAAGUUACCGCCUAGUUGAUAGUUAUUUUUAAGCCUUAAAACCGCAUUAUAAAAGCGCCCAUAAAGCGUCUCUUAAACUUAAAAAUGUUUUCGUGUACAUAUGGCAAGCUGUAAAACUCUAAGUAAAUCUGGCCGAUAAAUGUAAUGUUAAUCGCAUUUUCGAAAUACAAAUUAAUUAUUGCUCAUCUUAAAAAGUAAUGAAAAAA